AUGAAAGAGAUUAGAGAUGGAGCACAGUCCAACCGUACUCCACUAGUUCUUGAUGUAGGUGAUUUCAAGGGGGAUUUUUCAUUUGAUGGUUUGUUUGGUGAUUUGGUAACUGAGGUAUUGCCUUCGUGUCUCGAAAAAGAAGUAGAUUCAUUAGAAGGUCAUGGCAACAUUGAUGGAAUAUCGAAUGGGCAUAUGAGGGCACCAUCAAUGUCAAAUGCAGGGAAGUUACUUUCAAGCCCACUGUUUCCUGAAGUUGAUGCCUUGUUAUCUCUGUUUAAGAAUUCUAGCUCACAAUUGGUGGAACAAAAAAGACAGGUUGAUGCAAAGUUAAGCAAUCUCACAAAAGAAGUUUCUGUUCAAGACCUGAAGCACCGUAAGACACUUGCUGAGCUGGAAAAAGGUGUUGAUGGUUUGUUUGGUAGCUUUGCACGUCUGGAUUCGCGUAUAUCAAGUGUCGGUCAUACUGCUGCCAAAAUAGGAGAUCACUUGCAGAGUGCAGAUACUCAGAGAGAAUCCGCUAGUCAGACGAUAGAGCUCAUAAAGUACUUGAUGGAGUUCAAUAGAAGUGCAGGAGACCUGACACAACUUUCUCCUUUAUUCAUUGAUGAUAACCGUGUUGCUGAAGCUGCUUCUAUUGCCCAGAAAUUAAGAUCAUUUGCUGAUGAAGAUAUUGGAAGACAAAAAACAACUGUCUCCUCUGCUGUUGGAAAUGCAACUUCAAAUAAAGGAUUGGAAGUUGCUAUCACAAACCUCCAGGAGUACUGCAAUGCCUUGGAAAACAGAUUAUUAGCUCGAUUUGAUACGGCUACACAGAAGCGUGAUUUGUCUACAAUGGGUGAAUAUGGUAAAAUUUUGUCACAGUUUAACAGGGGUACCAGUGCCAUGCAACACUACGUGGGAUUACGUCCCAUGUUUGAUGUUGAGGUGAUGAAUGCGGAUGCUAAAUUGGUCCUUGGUGAUGAGGGUGCCCAACCCAGCCCUAGCAAUGUUGCUCAUGGCCUUUCUUCAAUGUUUAAAGAAAUUGCAGACACGGUGCGAAAAGAAGCAGCCACUAUAGCAGCAGUUUUCCCUUCCCCUAAAGAUGUAAUGUCGAUAUUAGUUCAGCGUGUCUUGGAGGAUCGUGUUCCAAAACUUCUAGAGAAGCUGCUACUUAAACCAUCUCUUGUUAACCCACCUCCCAUGGCAGAAGGCGGACUUGUAUUAUAUCUCAGAUUGCUGGCGGUCGCAUAUGAGAAGACACAAGAGUUUGAUAAGGAGUUGCGUAGUGUCGGAUGUGGUGACUUGGAUGUUGAAUGUUUGACUGAAUCACUGUUUCUACCACACAAAGAUAUAUACAUAGAGUGCGAGCAAGCCUCUCUUAAACAACUUUACAAAGCUAAGAUGGAUGAACUGCGUAGUGAAUGUCAGCUAUCCAGCUCUGAGUCGUCUGGGACAAUUGGACGCUCAAAAGGUGCUUCAAUAGUACUUUCUAACCCGGAAAUUUCUGUCACUGUGGUAACAGAGUUUGUUCGCUGGAACGAAGAAGCAAUAUCCAGAUGCAGUUUGUUUUCUUUACAGCCUGCUGCACUUGCUGCUAGCAUUAAACCUGUUUUCACAUGCCUUCUGGACCAAGUCAGUCAAUACAUAAUAGGAGGUCUUGAAAGAUCCAGAGAAGGCCUUACUGAGGCUGCUGCCUUAAGGGAAAAACACUUGCUGGGAACUAGUGUUAGCCGAAGAGUUGCUGCAGCAGCUGCUUCUGCCGCAGAAAAUGCAGCUGCUGCUGGCGAAAGCAGUUUCAAAUCUUUCAUGGCAUCUGUGCAACGUUGUGGAAGCAGUGUGGCUAUUUUGCAGCAAUAUUUUGUGAACUCCAUAUCGCGGCGUUUACUUCCUGUGGACGGUGCUCAUGCUGCUUCCAGUGAAGAAAUGGCAACAGCUAUGUCACGUGCAGAGAGUGUUGCUUGUAAGGGGCUUCAACAGUGCAUUGAAACUGUCAUAGCAGAGGUAGAAAGGCUACUGUCAACUGAACAAAAGGCAACAGAUUAUCGAUCACCUGAUGAUGGCAUUAUCCCUGACCAUCGUCCAACAAGUGCUUGUGCAUGUGCUGUUGCAUACCUUUCCCGUGUGCUUGAAUCGGCAUUCACUGGACUGGAAGGACUUAACAAACAAGCCUUCCUGACUGAACUGGGGAGUCGCUUGCACAAGGGGUUGCUUAACCAUUGGCAAAAGUUCACUUUUAAUCCUAGUGGAGGCUUGCGUUUGAAGCGUGACAUAACAGAAUAUGGAGAGUUUGUUUGUAGUUUCAAUGCCCCUCCGGUUGAUGAGAAAUUUGAACAACUUGGAAUCAUAGCGAAUGUGUUUAUUGUUGCUCCUGAAAGUCUAGGCCCAUUGUUUGAGGGAACUCCAAGCAUUAAGAAAGAUGCUCAAAGGUUUAUUCAACUCCGUGAUGAUUACAAGAAUGCAAAACUUGCAUCAAAGCUCAGCUCCUUGUGGAGUUAGCUUAGUUGGAUCAGAAAUUACAUCCUGAAGAUAAGAAAUCUGUUUCUGCUGGUAGCCUAGAUAGAUAUGGCAAAGCUCUUCCAUCUCAUAUUGGAUCUUUUUAUUUUUGAGCUUGAAAAUAUGGGGAAGUUUAGUUAAUUUUAAGGUAGUUCAUCCUAAUUCUAAGUCUUCUUUUGGUUGAGCUUACGUUUGGUGAUUCUUCAGUCUCCCUUUGCUGGAUAUAUUUUUGAAACCUGCAAAAUUUAACUUGACUUUUGCUAGAUGUGCCUGUUGCUAUAUUGUUA
Solanum stenotomum is the source of this 2759-nucleotide messenger RNA. Its product is annotated as exocyst complex component SEC10b-like. Bases 1 to 2475 code for a protein of 824 amino acids. The record is from RefSeq and is a predicted model, not a curated record. Lineage: Eukaryota; Viridiplantae; Streptophyta; Magnoliopsida; Solanales; Solanaceae. The transcript has 24 exons. Gene Ontology annotation, biological process: exocytosis; Golgi to plasma membrane transport. Gene Ontology annotation, cellular component: cytoplasm; exocyst.